AUGCUCUAUAGCCUUGGGGCAGCAUAUAUGGCCAAAUUCCAAGCCUAUGCAUAUGAACAUGAGCUUGGGCAGGCAAUAGUGGUCUAUGAGGAAGCAGUUCAGUUGACUCCAGAUAAGGCUGAAAGAGCCCAGUACUUGUUUGCUUUGGCAUCUGCUCUGGAGUCUAGGUCUGAGAUGACUGGGAACAUCUCUGAUAUUGAGACAACAAUUACCUUGUUGAGUGAAGCUCUUGAGUUGAUACCAAAGGAUCAACCUGAGAGAUAUCAAUAUGUUCAUAAGCUUGGGCAUGUCUACCACAGCUGUUUUGACCACACCCAUGACCUAUCCCACAUUGAGAAAUGCAUCUUGACUUUCCAAGAAGCUGUUGAACUCUGUGGUGUCCACAACAUUGAUGCUUCAGUAGAUGUCAGUCAUUUGGGAGAUGCAUAUAGGCACCGAUUCCUGCUUUUAGGAGAAAUUGCAGACCUCAAGUAUGCUGUGGAAUUGCUUGAGAAGGCCAAACAGCUCUGUUCUCAACAUGAUCAUGACAGACCCACAGUACUCAUGCGCUUGGGAACUGCAUAUGCAGCACUCUUUGAACAAGAGAGAAAUGUCAGAGAUCUCCAUAAGACCAUAGAGACAUUCAAAGAAGUCAUUGCUCUGAUGCCUGCAGAGCAUCUGGACAGGUCCCCAUUGUUGAAUAAUCUGGGUGCAGCCUAUCUGGCAUUGUUCAUAGAGACUGAAGACACACAGUACAUGGAUUUGGCCAUUGAGACAUACAAGGUGUCUCUCUCUCUACUGCCUGAGGGCCAUUCUAAUAGACGUGGUCAACUGUCAAACUUGGGAAAUGUGUAUUCAACCAGAUUCAUGCACCAACAUGAACUGUCAGAUAAUGAUGCUGCAAUUGCUCACAUCAAACUGGCAGUUGACCUGACCCCUGAGGGGCAUUCAUUCCUACCUGUGGCAUUGGCCAAUCUUGGCAAUGCUUACCUCAGAAGAUAUGUCUUUGCUAAUGAUCAGGCUGCAGAGACACAGUCCCUCCAGCAGGCAGUUAGUUAUUUCAGGCAAGCUGCUUGCUGUGGCUGUGGUACUUCAUCAGUCAGACUGUUAGCCUCAUUCAGAUGGGCUGAUCAAGCAAAGAGAUCAAAGACCUUGGAGCAUGAGUGCAUUGAUGGUUAUAAUCAUUUCUUCACACUGCUACCUGAGGUUGUCUGGUUGGGAAAAACUGUGGCUCAGCAACACAAGGAUAUAGCUAUAUGGAAUGAGGUUGCACCUCAAGCUGCUGCUGCUGCAAUCAGACUUGGCAAGUACUCAAAAGCCAUUGAGUGGCUAGAGCAAGGGAGAUCUGUAACCUGGAACCAGCUCCUUCAGCUACGUUCACCCUAUGAUGACUUAGCCAAUGCUUAUCCUUUGCUUUCUGAUGAGCUCAAAUCUGUCUCACAACAGCUUGAGAUGCUAGGUCAUGACAGAGAACAUGAACAUGCUGCACAUCAUCAUGAUGCCUUAGAGGAAAUUUCCCAGCUUCACAGAAAGCUAGCAGCCAGAAGAGAUGCUGUGGUGAAAGAGAUCAGAACACUUCCUAGCUUUGAGAAUUUCCUGCAGCUCAAACCUUUUAGGGAGCUCCUAGAGGCAGCUAAGGAAUCACCAAUUGUACUGCUGGUUGCACACCAGGAUGGCUGUCAUGCAGAUGCACUCAUUUUGAUUCCAAACCAUGAUUCUGUCAUUCACAUGCAUCUAGAAGAUUUAUCAAUCAAAGAGCUACAAGGGAUGCAGAAGUCAAUGCUGGGUUAUAUGGGUGGGCAUAGCCAGAGGAGUGGACUGAGUGAUGCUGAGAGAGCUGCAAAGAUGAUACCCACUGGAGGAGUUCCCAUGUAUUCCCUCCAUGAUGUGCUCAGCAAACUGUGGACCAAGCUUGUCAGCCCAAUUCUCAAGAAACUCAGUUCAACCUUCCCAGUAAGGAAAGCCAAAACUCAUCUGUGGUGGUGUGUUACAGGUGUCCUGAGUUUCUUGCCAUUGCAUGCUGCAGGAGACUACAGCAUCACUGAGCCUGGUCAUAAGAUAUCUGACUAUGUGGUGUCCUCAUACACUCCUACCCUCACUGCAUUGAUCAAGGCCAGACAGAAGGUUGUUGAGGCUGCUCCAACAAUACUGGCCAUCUGUGAGACUCAUGCAAAGGGGUAUCCUACCUUGCCAGGAGUCAUUGAGGAGCAGAAGGCUAUAGAGGACCUGGCUGUCAAAGCUCAGGUCUAUUCUUGCUACUUGCAGGACAGUGAGGGCACUAAGACAAAUGUUCUAGACAAACUGCCUACUGCAUCUUGGUUGCACAUGGCUUGUCAUGGGGUACAAGACUCUGAAAACCCCUUGAAUAGUGCCUUCAUCCUUCAUGAUGGUACUCUCCAGCUAUCUCAGAUCAUACAGCAGAACCUAGGCCAAGCAGAUUUUGCAUUCUUGUCUGCAUGCCAAACUGCUGCAGGUGAUCUGAAGCUGUCUGAUCAAGCAGUACAUCUAGCUGCAGGCAUGCUAUUUGCUGGGUUCAGGACUGUCAUAGCUACCAUGUGGUCCAUCAAGGAUGAGGAUGGACCUGAGGUUGCCAGAGAUGUCUAUGCUCAUCUGUUGGAUUCCAAGGAUAGUACACAGGCUGGAUAUGCUCUGCACAAGGCUGUACAGAACCUUAGGAAGAAGUAUACAGGUACUAAGGAUGAGGACUUACUAGCUUGGGUUCCUUUCAUACAUAUUGGCUGCUGA
This is a messenger RNA of Rhodofomes roseus, 2724 nucleotides long. Its product is annotated as CHAT domain-containing protein. Lineage: Eukaryota; Fungi; Basidiomycota; Agaricomycetes; Polyporales; Fomitopsidaceae. Gene Ontology annotation, molecular function: protein binding. The coding region runs from base 1 to 2724 and encodes 907 amino acids. The transcript is spliced from 2 exons. The record is from RefSeq and is a predicted model, not a curated record.